AAAGAGAACACAAUUCGGGAACGGACAGGGCGGAAGGUACACGCCAAAUACCCCGAAGUCCUACAACGAGGACGAUGACUACCAGUGGAAGAAUGUGUUGUAUUCAAACAGAAGCCACUAUCAUCAUCACGAGAAAUAUCGCAAAGAUGGCGGUGGAGAAGUGAACAGGGCGGUAGUGGGCGCAGGAUUUGCUGAUGCAGACAUCCGCGAUAAGCUGGGGGCCACGUGGACAGGGCCCGGCCUCCGUUGGCCCUACAGCAACUCAGCCAUCAUCAAUUGCUCGUCUCUGCAGGAAGUGACGGAUCUGGAGUUCGUAGCUUCCGGAUGGACCAAGGCAGUGUAUAAGGGAAGGUUCCAGGGCAGAGACGUCGCCAUCAAAACUGUGAACCUCAACGGACACGACAUCCAAGAGUGUCAGGAGAAGCAGAAAGCUUCUGGCCCAGGGGCGUCACUUCCGGUCUGCUACAGAAGGGCGGCUGCCAAGAUCCUCAAGGAGCUAAUACUGCUGACGGAACUAGCUCACGACAACAUUGUUCAGGUGUUGGGGUCCUGCGUUCCUGAUGCAGUGGGUCCGGUUGCCAUGGUAACAGAACUAGGAGAUCCCCUCGACACUGUGCGUCUGCUGCAGCUCUCGUGGGAAGACAGACUGAGGCUCGCACUAGGAAUUUCCCAGAUUCUGCAUCACCUGGCUCACUCCCCGCUCGGAUCGCUGUCCAUGAACGACUUCCGUCGCCAACAGUUCGUGCUUGUUGGAGGGACUUUAAAAUUAUCAGACGUCGAUGACUUGGGAGUCGGUGAACCAGCUUGUGAAACGGAUGCAGACUGUGUUAUCGGCGGUGAUAGCACACCAGAAAAGGAUGAAAACAAUAUAAAUGAUGCAAAUACCACAGAGGGGUUGUCGUGCGUCGACUCGUGGUGCGUCGGCCACAAUGAGCGCCUCAACAUCUGGCAUGCGGGGCAGCACUUCAUCAGACUCUUUCUUCCCCUGAGUGCGCCGGCGUCUCUCGAGCCCCACAUACAGGAACUGCUUGCGGCGUAUGCUCGUCCUGCUGCGGGCGGUUGGAACUCCGCUCGCAUCCUGGGGGCGACCCAGCGACUAGUGGCUCGCUUUGUGUCUGGCGACUACAUGGUUGAACCCAGCACUAAGCACAGCAGCACCAGCGGAUACGAGCGGAUGACGGACAGCGAUCUGCCUGGGCUGCACGACUAUCGAUGCCCUCUGUCUAUUUCUGCCGUGGGGUGCGUCAUGUCCGUCUUCAACGAGGAGGAGGCCGCCGACAUCUGUACCGACGACGACGACUGUCGCGCCGUGGUGCUAGGACAGGAGCAUACGUGGACAGGACGCACGCUGGCCGUCUUCAAAAAUGGUUACAGCGCUCCGUCUGUAAAGAAAGGCUACAGCUUACUGCUGAAAAGGAAACUAAAACAAACUCAGUGAUCGUACUUAAAGACUGACGAGGCUUAUCUGACCAGAAAACAGACGGUGAAAUGCUGGUAGAAGCAGUGUUGCCAAAAUUGGUUUUCUGAAAAGAUGCAACUAAAACACAAAAUAUUCUGAAAGAGAAAUGAAUGCAUGGGAAUCAGACAGAAGCAAGAUCCUAGUUAUUUAUGGUUAUAAAAUGUUACAUUUAAGUGGAAGUAGGAUAGUUAUGAGUGCACUCUUCACACAUUUAUUACUUUUCCGUAGGAAACUUGAUCCUCUGUUCUGGGUUUAAAAUUCCUUUUUAUUUGCCGUCACAAAGAACAUCAAACAGCCACGAAACCCACUGGCAUAUAUUUUUAUUUCCCCAUGAGGAUGGGUACGUUUACGAGGAUCGGUAAAUGUCGGUUUCUUCAUUCCGUAAAGAGCACAAAGGUCGUGCAUGAUCAGCCACAUCGAGCCUCGUUUCAUUUAUCCGUUCUUAAGGGACAAACCUCCUCGGUGUUUCUGUGUUUCAAGGAAAAAUCUUGAAUUUGGUGUAUGAUGUCCGCGUACUUGUCACACAGUUAAUUUAGUUCACGUGGGAACACGCUAUAAGGCUAAUUAUAUUCGGAGUGCUUGCCAGUCUUGCACUGCAUGAAAACACAGGGGAACGGAUGAAGUGUCCCAUAUUUAUAUGAUGUACGAUAUAAUUACACUACACAGACCCUUCAGCCAGAAUAAUUUAGUGUACUUAAAUUUGCGACCUUCACACGACACAAGUUCUUUACUGAGGUCAUACGCUACGCAAAUUCCGACGCGCUGGUCCUUCAAUGUCCCCGGCUGCUGGCAACUGAGCCAUCUGCUGCCUAGCCCUUUCAGCAAUGAAUUAACUUUUUAUGAAGAUUUUCACUGUUUAUUAUUUUAGGUAGAAAAUAAAUUACAUAAAAAUAGAAACAGAUGGUUUCAAAUUAAAAUCACUGCAGCAGUAGUAGUACAGAUAUGAAAUACAUACCUCCAUUUUAAGAAAGAAAAGUAAAUCCGUUUCUCACGUCAAUUUACGUGAAAUGUUUCCACAUACGACCAACCAGGAACGGAUGCGAGAAUAUUAAAAUGGACCUCGAGCAUUUUCUUCCUGUUCCCUGAAAGGUCCUGCCGCACGUUACAGAUUAAGAUUUUCUGAGAAGGCUGAAAAACAGACCAAAAGCUUGUACCACGACAUAUGACGAGAUUGUAUCCGCGUAGCUGAACCAAAUUGAUCAUUUUGCUUAAACUUUAAUCUACGAAGGUCAACUUUUGUAAUAACCCACAAAUGACGGUUAGGCUGCGUAAUAAGGCAUCAACAACAGAUAUUUAGGAUCAGUGACUGAUAACAUGAAGAAAUGCCUUCAAUAUGAUCUCAAUUACUUGUAGGAGGACACUUCAGUCAAAUUUCUACUCAUAAUAAAAUGAAGUGUCAGCUGACUUAAUUUUUUUAUAGGUUUUAAUGCGAAUAAUAAUACUAGUCAUUCAAUUGUGAAGAAAUGUGCAGAUUUGUUUAAAAAUAUUCUGUGAUAUGAAAAUAUGUAUUAUAUGUACUGAUUAACGAAAGUUCUCGUUUUGUGUAUUCUACGUCAUAGAACUCUACGUGUCGUUUCAAUUGUGAAUGUGCUCACACACACACAAGAAUUGUAAUAUUUCAGCACCUCCAAUGUACUCUUUGUAUUUUAUAAUUCUAUGACUUCACAAUAUUCUUUCAUUAUAUAGGAUUUGACUUUUUCACGGCGGUGAGUCCGAAGAUGGCUGUCUUCUGGUUUGUUGCGCCGUGUAGUCUGGUAGAAGUUUACAGACGUUCCAUUGGUCCUUGCUGCCUCCAUCUUAACCCUAAUGAUGGAGGCAGUGAGGGCCACUGAAAUGUCGGUAAACGUCUACCAGAAGACGGCCAUCUUCAUUCUUUAAUUAUCACGACUGUAAAGAUGAAUGCAAUUAAAUCAGUGGUUUAUUACAAUGUA
Messenger RNA from Zootermopsis nevadensis, 3390 nucleotides. Its product is annotated as extracellular tyrosine-protein kinase PKDCC. Lineage: Eukaryota; Metazoa; Arthropoda; Insecta; Blattodea; Termopsidae. Gene Ontology annotation, molecular function: ATP binding; non-membrane spanning protein tyrosine kinase activity. Gene Ontology annotation, cellular component: extracellular region. The record is from RefSeq and is a predicted model, not a curated record. Gene Ontology annotation, biological process: skeletal system development; peptidyl-tyrosine phosphorylation.